Cetraspora pellucida is the source of this 1005-nucleotide messenger RNA. The record is from the annotation of a GenBank genome assembly. Lineage: Eukaryota; Fungi; Glomeromycota; Glomeromycetes; Diversisporales; Gigasporaceae.
AUGGCGGCAGAGUACAAGCAAAUUUUGAAUGAAAUUCAAAAACAAAAUGGUAACAAGAACUGUGUGGAUUGUGGAGCACCGAAUCCACAGUGGGCUUCAGUUUCUUUUGAAAUUGAUGUUCGCGAUUUCAAAUAUGAUGUCAAGGAAACAUCAACAAGUGGUUUUGUUCGUUCAAUCACGAUGGAUAAAUGGUAUGAAGAUCAAAUAAAAAAGAUGAAACUUGGAGGUAACACAGCAUGGCGAGACUUUUACGAAGCUUCAUCAGAUUAUUAUCCAGAGAUGUCUUUAAAAGAUAAAUAUCAUAGUAGCUUUGCAUCAAGUUACCGAGAAAAGUUAACAGCGCAAUGUGAAGGAAGAAAAUGGACAUCACCAUCUUCAACAUCAAUGAGUCGCCAAUCAAACCGUCCUACAUCAAUCAGUAGCAAACGUACUUCUGUUCAAACACCUAAUCGAGCAGACACAUCAAGCCCUUCGUCUUAUAAAUCAUAUCAAUUAGAUAAUAAUACUAAUGGGGCUUUACCAAACGAGACACGUAAUGAAGCAUAUUUUGCAAAUCUUGGACGGGCUAAUGAAAUCAGACCGGAUAAUGUACCACCAAAUCAAGGCGGAAAAUAUACUGGAUUUGGUAAUCCAGCAUUUACAAAUGAACCUUCAUCGACCUCAAAAUCUGCACCGGAUCUAGACGAAUUAAUCAAAAACCCAGUUGGUGCUUUGACUAAAGGUUUAAACUUUUUAGGAUAUCAUGUCGUAGAAGGUGCUAAAUUGGCUGCUCAAGGUGCAGAAACCCUAGGACAUACUGUUAAUGAGCACGUGAUAAAGCCUACUACCGACAAAGUCAGAGACCCGGAAUUCACUCAACAAAUUUCUGGAAGUAAUUCACCAUUAAAUCGUACUAAUGUUACUACGCGUUCUGCGUCGCCAAAAUCUUCUGCUAGUUCAACUACACGAAGAAGGGGUGAAUCGAAAAAAGACGAUGGAUGGGAAGAUGAAUGGAGUAGUUGGUGA